AUGACUGAUAGCAAUGCUACUGGAGCGUCAACCAACGAUAACACUAUUAUUUAUGAUUCAGGUGACAAUUCUUGGAUGUUAACGUCAACAGUAUUAGUGCUAUUGAUGACACCUGCACUGGCAUUUUUCUAUGGUGGUAUGGUCGAUCGAAAGAAUAUUUUAAAUCAAUUAUUUUUAUCGUUUAUUUGUAUGGGCAUUAUAACUGUACAAUGGGUUUUAAUAGGUUUUUCAUUUUCAUUUGGUCCACCUGUAAGUAAAGGUUUCGGUUCAUUUGAUUGGGCAGUAUUACGUUUUGGUGAAGUUGAAAAUAAAGAUUAUAGUCCUACGUAUCCUCUGUUGACAUUUUGUAUGUAUCAAUGUACAUUCGCAAUUAUUACACCAGCUCUCAUUUCUGGUUCUAUUGUUGGUCGAAUGAAAAUGAUUCCCUAUAUGAUAUUCAUAUUUAUUUGGUCGACAGUCUGCUAUGAUCCAAUGGCACAUUGGGUUUGGGGUAGCAAUGGAUGGCUGAAAACUUUAGGAACACUUGAUUUUGCUGGUGGAACUGUUGUUCAUAUUCUUUCGGGCGUCUCUGGAUUUGUAGCUUCGAUCAUUUUAGGAAAACGACACGAUUAUGAUCCAUAUAGUACCACUGCUCAUAAUCUUCCAUUUACAAUUUUGGGCACGUCCCUAUUGUGGAUAGGUUGGAACGGGUUCAAUGGGGGUUCUGCUGGUGCUGCCAGUCAUUUGGCAGCUGUGGCUGUGAUCAAUACAAAUACAGCCGCUGCUUCUGCGAUGGUAACAUGGGUAAUGAUCGAUGCUGCACGUGGUCACAUAUCAAUUUCUGGCGCUUGUACGGGUUCUAUUGUUGGUCUUGUAGCUAUUACGCCAGCUUGUGGUUUUGUUCAACCUGGCUGGGCAAUACUCAUUGGCAUUCUUGGAUCGGUCAUUGUCUAUUCGAUUUUGUUGUUCAAGCGAUAUAUGCGAUUCGAUGAUACACUAGAUGUAGCUGUUGUUCAUGGUUGCGGUGGUAUAUCUGGUGCUUUUAUGACCGGACUAUUCGCUCAAAAAUGGGUUAAUCCAAGUGGCGGUGCUGAUGGCGCAUUUUAUGGACACCCUGUUCAACUUUGGUAUCAAAUUGUAGGCAUUCUUACUGCUAUUGGUUUCGCUGCUGCAUGUACAGCCGGAAUUCUGCUUCCAUUACACUUUAUCAUAGGUAUUCGAUUGCCGCGUGAGGAUGAACUUACAGGACUCGAUAUAGCAGGUAUGAUCGGUUUAAUAUUUGUUUUUCCAAGAAAACGUAAUAUUAUAUGUAUUAUUAUAGCUCACGGUGAAAAGUGGGAAAUAGCUGCAACGCGUGCUGCUGCCGAUCUUGUUGAUCGAAUGCGAGAACAAGCUGGAGACGGAGGCGAUUUUGAGCACGACAAUGGCACUUUUGAACUGUCAUAUAAACCUGCCAAUACUAAUGCCAAACCGAUCACAUUAAAAUAUUCUGCUUUAAGUGCAUUACCAUGUUUACUGCCUACUCUUAAUUUUAGCGAGAACCAUAAUCAACAACACAGUGAUAGUCAGACAGAAAGAGACCAUAACGAUUCAACCAUGACAGAUGAUCAAGUUCACACAAUGCAUUUUUGA
This is a messenger RNA of Rotaria sp. Silwood2, 1611 nucleotides long. Lineage: Eukaryota; Metazoa; Rotifera; Eurotatoria; Philodinida; Philodinidae. The record is from the annotation of a GenBank genome assembly.